UGCCGCGGUUCUCUUCCAGCCACCCCGUCUUUCCCUAUCUUCGAACCCUGCCUUCUUUGUCCGGGGCGGGGCAGGUGGGGGUGAUAUUUAAACAACACCAGCAACAAUAAGAACAAAAACCAGAACUCUGUUAUUCCUGGUCCCCGAGUUGAUUCCGACUUGAGCGCCGAAGGGGUCCUGCCACUGGGGCGUCCCCGUCACUACCCACGCCGGGGCCUCUGCCCCUCGGGGAUCCUCCUCCCUCUUUCCGGGGUGACUGGUUGGCGCGAAGCGAUUGGCGAUCCCGGGCGCGAUCCCGAGCGCGGAUCCACGCGCCGCGUGGGGUGAAUGGCCGCGGGAGGAGGAUCGCGAGGCGCAGGGCGCAGACCAAUCGCGGCCGCCGGUGGGAGUAUUUGUUAUUCACAUGGAAGAGACUCGCGGGUGGCUCGGCCAGCUCAACCCCCUCAGCCCGGAGAUCAGCCACAAGUGCGGCCGCGGUGCUCGCCUGGCGCGGUGGCGAAGGCGGCGGCGGCGGCGCUGACUUGGAGAUGCGGGCCCCCAGCGGGCUUCCUCACCUCGCCCUCUGCGGGGAGCAGGGAGUAAUUCUGCUACAGGGCUGAAUUCAAGGACAUGAAUUGUUGACCUCAUCCCAACAUCACAACCUCAGAUGUUAUUCUAAUUUAUUUGCAAGCUGGCUUUAUGUGGAAAUAAACUUGAACCGAAGGUCUGUUGGAAAUUCACUGUGACGUUCAAAUCAAGAAAACUUGCUGAAACCCCCGGAGCCUUCCCCCAUGGGCCCUGAUGGUAGACUCCAACAGGUGCAGCUUCAGGUGGUCCCCCUUCUUCUGUGGCAAGAAUAAACUUCAGGUCACUGAUUGCAAUACCACCUGUGGAGAAAAUGGUAUGCGAGGGAAAGCGCUCAGCCUCUUGCCCUUGUUUCUUCCUCUUGACUGCCAAGUUCUACUGGAUCCUCACAAUGAUGCAAAGAACUCACAGCCAGGAGUAUGCCCAUUCCAUCCGGGUGGAUGGGGACAUCAUUUUGGGGGGUCUUUUUCCUGUUCAUGCAAAAGGAGAGAGAGGGGUACCUUGUGGGGAGCUGAAGAAGGAGAAGGGGAUCCACAGACUAGAGGCCAUGCUUUAUGCAAUCGACCAGAUUAACAAGGACCCCGAUCUCCUCUCCAAUAUCACUCUGGGUGUCCGGAUCCUUGACACCUGCUCCAGGGACACCUAUGCUUUGGAGCAGUCACUAACCUUCGUGCAGGCAUUGAUAGAGAAAGAUGCGUCUGACGUGAAGUGUGCUAAUGGAGAUCCACCCAUAUUUACUAAGCCCGACAAGAUUUCUGGUGUCAUAGGUGCUGCAGCAAGCUCCGUGUCCAUCAUGGUGGCUAACAUUUUAAGACUUUUUAAGAUACCUCAAAUUAGCUAUGCAUCCACAGCCCCAGAGCUGAGUGACAACACCAGGUAUGACUUCUUUUCUCGGGUGGUCCCGCCUGACUCCUACCAAGCCCAAGCCAUGGUGGACAUUGUGACGGCCCUGGGAUGGAAUUAUGUGUCAACAUUGGCUUCCGAGGGAAACUAUGGAGAGAGUGGUGUUGAGGCCUUCACCCAGAUCUCAAGGGAGAUUGGUGGUGUUUGCAUUGCUCAAUCACAGAAAAUCCCACGUGAACCAAGACCUGGAGAAUUUGAAAAAAUUAUCAAACGCCUGCUGGAAACACCUAAUGCUCGAGCAGUGAUUAUGUUUGCCAACGAGGAUGACAUCAGGAGGAUACUGGAAGCAGCAAAAAAAUUAAACCAAAGCGGGCAUUUUCUAUGGAUUGGCUCAGACAGUUGGGGAUCCAAAAUAGCACCUGUCUACCAGCAGGAGGCGAUCGCAGAAGGGGCCGUGACAAUUUUGCCCAAAAGGGCAUCAAUUGAUGGGUUUGAUCGAUACUUUAGAAGCCGAACUCUUGCCAAUAAUCGAAGAAAUGUGUGGUUUGCAGAAUUCUGGGAGGAGAAUUUUGGAUGCAAAUUGGGAUCACAUGGGAAGAGAAACAGUCACAUAAAGAAAUGCACAGGACUGGAGCGAAUUGCACGGGAUUCGUCUUAUGAACAAGAGGGAAAGGUUCAGUUUGUAAUUGAUGCAGUGUAUUCCAUGGCUUAUGCACUGCACAACAUGCACAAAGAACUCUGCCCAGGAUACAUAGGCCUUUGCCCAAGAAUGGGUAUCAUCGAUGGGAAAGAGCUCCUGGGUUACAUCAGGGCUGUGAAUUUUAAUGGCAGCGCUGGUACACCUGUCACUUUUAAUGAAAAUGGAGAUGCUCCUGGACGCUAUGAUAUCUUCCAGUAUCAGAUAAACAACAAAAGUACAGAAUACAAAAUCAUCGGGCACUGGACCAAUCAACUUCAUCUAAAAGUGGAAGACAUGCGGUGGGCUAAUAGAGAACACACACACCCAGCAUCUGUCUGCAGCCUGCCGUGCAAGCCCGGGGAGAGGAAGAAAACCGUGAAAGGGGUCCCUUGCUGCUGGCACUGUGAACGCUGUGAGGGUUAUAACUACCAGGUGGAUGAACUCUCUUGUGAACUCUGCCCUUUGGAUCAGAGACCAAACGUCAACCGCACAGGCUGCCAGAGGAUCCCCAUCAUCAAAUUGGAGUGGCAUUCUCCCUGGGCUGUGGUACCCGUGUUCAUAGCAAUAUUGGGAAUCAUUGCCACCACCUUUGUGAUUGUGACAUUUGUCCGCUAUAAUGAUACACCUAUCGUGAGAGCUUCUGGGCGGGAACUUAGUUAUGUGCUCCUCACGGGGAUUUUUCUCUGCUAUUCAAUCACUUUUUUGAUGAUUGCGGCACCUGACACAAUCAUAUGCUCCUUCAGACGGAUUUUCCUAGGACUUGGUAUGUGUUUCAGCUAUGCAGCACUUUUGACCAAAACAAACCGUAUCCACCGAAUAUUUGAGCAGGGGAAGAAAUCUGUCACAGCACCUAAGUUUAUCAGUCCAGCCUCCCAGCUGGUGAUUACCUUCAGCCUCAUCUCUGUCCAGCUCCUUGGAGUGUUUGUGUGGUUUGUUGUGGAUCCCCCACACACCAUCAUUGACUAUGGAGAACAGCGGACACUAGAUCCGGAGAAUGCCAGGGGAGUGCUCAAGUGUGACAUUUCUGAUCUGUCACUCAUUUGUUCACUGGGAUACAGUAUCCUCCUGAUGGUCACUUGUACUGUUUAUGCCAUUAAAACCAGAGGGGUCCCAGAGACAUUCAAUGAAGCCAAACCUAUUGGAUUUACCAUGUACACCACUUGCAUCAUUUGGUUAGCUUUCAUCCCCAUCUUUUUUGGUACAGCCCAGUCAGCAGAGAAGAUGUACAUCCAGACAACAACACUUACUGUCUCCAUGAGUUUAAGUGCUUCGGUGUCUCUUGGAAUGCUCUAUAUGCCCAAAGUUUAUAUUAUAAUUUUUCAUCCAGAGCAGAAUGUUCAAAAACGCAAGAGAAGCUUCAAGGCUGUGGUGACAGCUGCUACGAUGCAAAGCAAACUGAUACAGAAAGGGAAUGACAGACCAAAUGGCGAGGUGAAAAGCGAACUCUGUGAGAGUCUUGAAACCAACAGUAAGUCGUCUGUAGACUUUCAGAUGGUCAAGAGCGGGAGCACUUCCUGAUAGAUCUUCCUCUACUAAGACAACAUAUAUCAGCUACAGCAAUCAUUCAAUCUGAACAGGAAGAUGACACUAUCUGAAGAAAGGUGGUGUGUGUUCUUAAAUAUUGAACAUGAGACUGCAAAAAAAAAAUCGCUCCUGGAGAUCUCCAUAGACUACAAUCAAUCAGAUCAAUAGUCUUGUAAGGAACAAAAUUAACCAUGAGCCAAAAGUAUCAAUAUUGAGGAGCAAAGGAACCAAUUUUAUACAAUACAAUCAUUGAGUGUCAAGCUAAAGUAUUGCUUACUUGUGAGCAUUAAAAAAAUUUCAAAAGGAAAAAUAAUGUUAGCUUGUGAAAAAAAAAAUGCUGUUGAAAUAAACCAUGUCUGAUGUUCUUCUUGUAAGUAUUUCUCUGUGAUUGUGAGAACUCCUGUUCCUGUCCCACACUGUUCAACUUGUAUAAGACUCUGAGUCUGUUUCUUGUAAUGGCUGACUGGAUUGAAGCCCUGGGUUGUGCUACAAAAUAAAUGCAAUGAUUGACGCAUGCAAUUUUUAUACAAAUAAUUUAUUUCUAAUAAUAAAGGAAUGUUUUGCAAAUGUUGAGCGUUGUUUCGUUGCAGUUUUAAAACUAGGGUAAUGUCCUCUUUCCAGUGGCACUUGUGUUGUUUUUAGGUCUUUGCCUUGCCCCAUGUUGAUACUACCUCCUUCUGGAACAUGGUUUGGAUUAUUUGUGUUUAUGAGGAGAAUUUUAUUGCUCUAUGAAAAGGUAUCACUUGUAUAAGAUUUUUUAAAUACUUUUGAUUCCUGUAAUGGGUUUUCAUAAUGAGUAUCCUAUGAAGAAUCAAAUUGUAGCUUGAUAUAAAUUUCACUAAGUUGUAAUAAUUGACAGAUAGUGAGUUAAACUUUCCUUUGGAGACUAUAUCAUAAAAAUUGUUAUAGAAAAAAUAUAUCACCAUAUGACCAAAUUGCUUCAUAAUACCUCUAAUUAAAAACCUUUGCAUACUGAAAUAUUCCCUGCUACGUGAUGUUAACUUUCUCUCACCUGAGCCUAACAGACACCAAAAUCAGUGGAGUAAUGGGCUUUACCCAGGUCAUUAUUCAAAACUCUGCAUUAGCAUAUUUAUUUCCUUGGUAUCAUUAAAGAAACCACAGUUCAGAUAACAUGUCAAUGAAUUCUUAUUUUCCAAAUGAAAACAUUCAUUGCUUCAUAAAACAGUAUCAUUAAAGAGAGAGAAAACAGGAAGCCUGUCUGGUGCUAAUAAACCAUGCCAGGGCAGAUAAGCAGAAUCUGUUAACGACUUUAAAAUCUGUGACCAUUUUUGUCCUGGGUUUCCCUAUUACACACAAUCCCAGACAUCCAUCAAAUCAAUGGGUCCCUACAAUCAUUUUGUUAGUAAAUGUUCUCUAUGUUGAGUUAGCUUAGACGGCUCAUUGCUUUCCUUAUAAAUAUACAGAGAUAUCUCUGUAGCUUCAACCUAGACAUUAACAGCCACUUUAUUUAAUUCAUAGGGUUCAUGUAGUAUCAUGCAGGCUCUUUUCAUACAUAGAAUCAUUUUCUAGAUUCCCAAGAAGACAGAUGACAAUGGACAGAAGGGAAUGCAUAUCGAUUGGCUUUAUAUUGAGCUUCUCAAAAAUAAUAUUUGUUCUUUGAGGGUAACAUUUUAAUCAAAGAAUAAAAGUAUCUGAACAAUGGAAAAUACAAUUUUAUAA
Molecule: messenger RNA, 5290 nt
Organism: Peromyscus leucopus (white-footed mouse)
Lineage: Eukaryota; Metazoa; Chordata; Mammalia; Rodentia; Cricetidae
Gene: Grm8
Product: glutamate metabotropic receptor 8
Exons: 11
Coding region: 878-3604 (908 amino acids)
Biological process (GO): regulation of synaptic transmission, glutamatergic; G protein-coupled glutamate receptor signaling pathway
Cellular component (GO): membrane
Molecular function (GO): group III metabotropic glutamate receptor activity
Source: RefSeq, a predicted model, not a curated record